CAUUUCACCACACGGUUUCGCUGGGCACCGCCUUUUCGCAUCUCAUCGCAUAGCUCGCAUGCGCGCAUUCAGAGAGCUUUCGUUCGCUCCUUAUCCGCCUCAAAAAUGCCUCAGCCAUUGAAUAGCAAGGAUGGCGCAUCCUUCCGGCAGCUCGUCAAGCUCUACGAGGCCAAACAGCACAAGAAGGCCAUCAAGACAGCCGAUGGCAUUUUGAAGAAAAAUCCCAACCAUGGAGACACCAUGGCUAUGAAAGCUCUGACUCUGAAUGCAAUGGGUCAAACGGACGAAGCCUUUGCGUUAGCCAAGCAGGCUCUGCAGGCAGACAUGAAGUCGCACAUUUGCUGGCACGUGUAUGGUUUGCUGUACCGUUCGACCAAGCAGCUCGACGAGGCGAUCAAGGCGUAUAAAUUUGCACUCAAGCUAGAGCCGGAGUCGCAGCAGAUCCAGCGAGAUCUCGCCUUCCUGCAAAUUCAAAUGCGUGACUACGCUGGCUAUAUCGAGAGUCGAAAGGCGAUCUUGCAGCAACGGUCUGGUCUACGGCAGAACUGGACGGCGCUGGCGGUCGCGCAUCAUCUGGCCGGUAAUCUGGCAACGGCUGAGAAGCUUCUGAAAACGUAUGAAGAUACACUUAAACAACCUCCUCCUAGGACGGACUAUGAGCAUUCUGAGGCGGCGCUGUACCGAAAUACCAUCAUCGCUGAGAUGGGUGAGACACAGCGGGCGCUGGAGCACCUUGAAUCGAUAGCGAAAAACAAUUUGGAUCGCACAGCGGUCAUGGAGAUGAGGGCGCAAUAUCAGCUGCAGCUAGGAAUGAAAAAGGAGGCGGAGGCAUCUUAUAGGGCUUUGCUGUGCAGAAAUAACGAGUACAGGACGUAUUAUGAGAAGUUGGAAGAAGCUAUGGGAUUGGAUCGCAAGACGGAUUCAAAGAAGGUGGCUGAACUGUACGAGAAAUUUGCAGAGCAGAACGAGAGGGUGGAUGCGCCUCUAAGGAUACCGCUUGACUUUUUGGAAGGGGAGGAAUUCAAAGUUGCCGCAGAUAGGUAUCUGAAGCGGAUGCUUGCGAAGGGCGUUCCAUCGACAUUCGCCAACAUCAAGGCCCUCUACACGUCAGCAGACAAACUUGCAACCAUACAGGACCUUGUCGAGGGAUAUACCGCAAAUCUAACGCUUGCAAAUGGGGAUGCAACUCUAGCAAACGGUGACAAAUCAACGCGCUUCGAGCAAGCUUGCUACUACUUCCUUGCUCAUCACUACGACUACUUCCGCUCUCGAGAUUUGAAAAAGGCGAUGGACUACGUCGAGAAGGCGAUUUCAUUGGACCCGAAGUCUGUCUUUUAUACCAUGACCAAAGCAAGGAUCAUCAAGCAUACCGGGGAUCUAGUGAAAGCUGCUGAGGUCAUGAAUCAAGCACGAGAGCUUGAUGAAAAGGAUCGAUAUAUCAACACGAAGUGUGCCAAGUACCAAUUACGAAGGGAUGACAAUGAGGCUGCUAUUGCGACCAUGAGCAAGUUCACACGCAAUGAAACAGUAGGGGGUGCACUUGGCGACCUACUUGAUAUGCAGUGUAUGUGGUAUAUUACCGAAGAUGGCGAGUCAUACUUGCGACAAGGCAAGCUGAGUCUGGCAUUGAAACGCUUCAAAGCCAUCUAUGAUAUCUUCGACGUCUGGCAGGAAGAUCAGUUUGAUUUCCACCAAUUCUCAAUACGGAAGGGUCAAAUACGUGCCUACGUAGAGAUGAUGCGUUGGGAAGACAAGUUGAGAGAACACCCUUUCUAUACAAGGGCUGCUCUACAGGCGAUCAAAAUCUACGUUAUGCUACAUGACAAUCCGGAUCUGGCGAAUACAGGUCUGGCAAAUGGCGUGAAUCUAGAAGGCCUUGACCCCAAAGAAAAGCAGAAGGCGCUCAAGAAGGCGAAAAAGGAGGCAGAGAAGAAAGCCCAAGAGGAGGCGGAGAAGCGCGAAGCAGCCAACAAGGGCAAGAAACCAGGCACGGGCGCUGACGGAGAGCCCAAGAAGGAGGAUCCUGACCCACAAGGUCUGAAACUUUUAGAGACGAAGGCACCUCUGGACGAGGCGGUCAAGUAUUUACAGCCGUUACUAGAACUGAGCCCGAAAAAUAUUGACGGGCAAAAUGCUGGAUUUGAAGUGUAUCUGCGCCGGAAAAGGUAUCUGCUCGCGCUGCGGUGCCUGAUUGCGGCGCACGCAUUGGAUGCGGAGCAGGCUACCCUACAUGAGCAGUUGGUGCGCUUCAGACAAGCUCUCGACGCAGACUCCGAGUCGAAGAGUGCAAAGGCUGAUCAGGUGCUCAAGGCUAACCUAAGUAUUGUGCCCGAAACGAAAGACUUGAAGUCGUUCAACAACGCGUACAUGGCGAAACACAAGGACUGCGCGCGGAAAACGCGAGCCGGGCUCAGAGUGCGACAAUUGCUCGACCCUUCCUCCAAAGCGCAGAAUGAAAAGGAUCUUAUCGCCCUGGUGGAGAAAGCGGACAUGAAGGAGGCAAUUGAAGGGUUGGAGACGCUGAAGCAGUGGAACAGCGAUGCGAAGGUCAAGGAGGACUACAUCAGCAAGGCGAAGGCGAAGUGGCCACAAGCCAGCACCUUCAAAUGAGGUGAAGCCCUGUAAACUAUCGGCAUUACACGUCCACCUUGACGGGGGACGUGUUUGUUAUGUAUAUGGGGGAGACACAAGAACCACCAAAAAAAAAGGGGAGACGCUUUUUGCGUGAUGUAGAUUUCCAAAAAGAAAAUGCAUAGCGAGAUCUAGAUGAAGUCAAUCCAGCAUAUCGUAUUGGAAAAGCGUGGAUUUUUGGGACUUGGAGCUUUGAACUGUGCGCUCACUAUCCU
Verruconis gallopava is the source of this 2846-nucleotide messenger RNA. RefSeq lists its product as uncharacterized. The transcript has 4 exons. Gene Ontology annotation, biological process: N-terminal peptidyl-methionine acetylation. The coding region runs from base 106 to 2610 and encodes 834 amino acids. Gene Ontology annotation, molecular function: protein binding; protein-N-terminal amino-acid acetyltransferase activity. The record is from RefSeq and is a predicted model, not a curated record. Gene Ontology annotation, cellular component: NatA complex; cytoplasm. Lineage: Eukaryota; Fungi; Ascomycota; Dothideomycetes; Venturiales; Sympoventuriaceae.